Chanos chanos (milkfish) is the source of this 3708-nucleotide messenger RNA. RefSeq names its product ADAM metallopeptidase with thrombospondin type 1 motif, 14 (gene adamts14). Gene Ontology annotation, cellular component: extracellular matrix. NCBI's taxonomy places the organism in Eukaryota, Metazoa, Chordata, Actinopteri, Gonorynchiformes, Chanidae. The transcript is spliced from 22 exons. Gene Ontology annotation, molecular function: metalloendopeptidase activity. The record is from RefSeq and is a predicted model, not a curated record. Gene Ontology annotation, biological process: proteolysis; extracellular matrix organization. The coding region runs from base 1 to 3708 and encodes 1235 amino acids.
AUGGAUUACAUUUAUUUAUUGAUGUACUGUUCAGUAAGUUUUUUAUUUCUGGAUUACCGACACGCUGCAAAAUCACAUGGUAACCUCUCUGGAAAGUUAAGUGAGUACGGUCUCAUUGUACCAUUCAGUACGGACAGUCACGGCCGGUACAUUUCUCACGUGGUAUCAGCGGGAACGGGAAGUAAGGAAGUCGCAUCGGCCCCUGGAAAAAGACGCGUCGUGCGCAGCGCCCCCGCUACGUCUCCUGUCACCUCAAAUGGGCAGCACUUGUUUUUCAACGUCACUGUUUUUGGUAAGGAGUUGCACUUACGCCUGCGAGCCAACAGAAGGCUCGUAGCUCCUGGUGCCUCUGUGGAGUGGCAGGAGGACUUCGAGGAAAAGGCCAAGGAACGUAUACAUGGCGACUGUGUCUUCACUGGGGAUGUUAGCAACAUGCCCGAGGCCUCUGUAGCCAUUAGCAACUGUGAUGGACUGGCAGGUCUGAUUCGAACUGAUAACGGCGAGUUUUUCAUUGAACCCCUGGAGCGCGGCCAGCAAGACGAGGAAUCGAAAGGGCGUGUCCACGUGGUCUACCGCAGGUCAGCCAUCAAACGGGAGCCGAGCCAAAACAGCGAGGACCUGCACAAUGCAGUGCCGAUCUUUGGAAUUGCCGAGCUUCCCAACACUCUAGAUCUCGUGGAGCAGAAGCUGUCAGAGUCUGAUCGCAAACGCCGACACGCCAAGAAGGAUGACUACAACAUCGAGGUUCUCCUUGCCGUGGAUGACUCAGUGGUGCGUUUCCAUGGCAAAGAGCACGUGCAGAACUAUGUCCUCACUCUCAUGAACAUCGUUGAUGAGAUCUACCAUGAUGAGUCUCUGGGAACCAACAUCAACAUUGUCCUCGUCCGUAUGAUCAUGGUUGGAUAUCGCCAGUCUAUCAGUCUGAUAGAGCGUGGGAAUCCGUCGCGAAGUCUGGAGCAGGUGUGUCGGUGGGCCAACACUCAGCAGAGGCUGGAUCCCAACCACGCUGAGUACCAUGAUCAUGCUAUCUUCCUGACAAGGCAAGAUUUUGGUCCCGCAGGUUACGCCCCGGUGACAGGAAUGUGCCACCCCCUCAGGAGCUGUACGCUAAACCAUGAAGACGGAUUCUCCUCAGCGUUUGUGGUCGCUCAUGAGACCGGUCACGUGUUAGGUAUGGAGCAUGAUGGACAGGGGAAUCGCUGUGCGGAUGAGACCAGUAUGGGCAGUAUAAUGGCUCCACUGGUUCAGGCAGCUUUCCAUCGAUACCACUGGUCACGCUGCAGCAAACAGGAACUCAACCGUUACAUCCACUCUUAUGACUGCCUUUUGGAUGAUCCUUUUGAACAUAAAUGGCCCAAGCUGCCUGAGCUCCCGGGAAUCAACUACUCUAUGGAUGAGCAGUGUCGCUUUGAUUUCGGAGUGGGGUACAAAAUGUGCACAGCUUUCCGAACCUACGACCCCUGUAAACAGCUGUGGUGCAGUCACCCUGACAACCAGUACUUCUGUAAGACCAAAAAGGGCCCACCUGUGGAUGGCACUGAAUGUGCGCCAGGGAAGUGGUGUUUCAAAGGCCACUGUAUCUGGAGAUCCUCACAUCAGCCGUAUGGUCAUGAUGGUGCAUGGAGUUCCUGGACCAAGUUUGGCUCCUGCUCUCGAACCUGCGGAGGGGGCAUCCGGUCACGCAGCCGCCAGUGUAACAAUCCAGCGCCUGCAUACGGAGGCAGAGACUGUCCCGGGUCGGCCUUUGACUAUCAGAUGUGUAACACUGAGGAGUGCCCCGGGCCUUACGAGGACUUCCGAGCCCAGCAGUGUGUCCAACGCAGCAACAAGUACCACAAGAACGUCAAACACACCUGGCUGCCCUACGAGCACCCUGAUGAGGCCCAUAAGUGUGAGCUGAGUUGUCGGUCUAAAGAGACAGGGGAGGUGGUUUUCAUGAACCAAGUGAUGCAUGAUGGGACUCGAUGCAGCUACACUGACCCUUUCAGUGUGUGUGCCAGAGGAGAAUGUCUACAUGUCGGCUGUGAUAAGGAGGUUGGAUCUUACAAGCAGGAGGACAAGUGUGGCGUGUGCGGGGGGGACAACUCCCACUGUCGCACCGUCAAACUGACACUCACCAAGACUCCUAAAAAGACAGGCAUGCUGAAAAUGUUCGAUAUCCCGGCUGGCGCACGCCACAUCGUCAUCGAGGAGAAUGAGACGUCCCCACACGUAAUUGCUGUUAAGAAUCAAGUCACUGGUAGUUUUAUCCUGAACCCCAAAGGAGAAGAAGCCAAGUCCAAAACCUUCAUUGAGAGUGGUCUUGAAUGGGAGUACUCCCAUGAAAAUGACAAAGAAUCCCUGAAAACGAUUGGCCCCCUUCAUGAAGGCAUCGUUGUCCUGGUCAUCCCUCAGGAGGAGGACACGAAGAUCAGCUUGACCUAUAAGUACAUUAUUCAUGAAGACUUGGUGCCCAUUAUUACCAAUAACAAUGUCCUGUUGGCUGAACUGGAUACCUAUGAGUGGGCACUCAAGAGCUGGUCUCAGUGUUCCAAACCAUGCGGAGGAGGUGUGCAGUAUACCAAAUAUGGAUGCAGAAGAAAAAGUGACAGUCGCCUCGUCCACAGAAAUUUCUGUGACAUCACGAAAAAGCCCAAACCUAUACGAAAACGCUGUAAUGUGAAUGACUGCAGCCAGCCCAUGUGGGUGGUGGAGGAGUGGGGACCAUGCAGUAAGAGUUGUGGGAAGCUGGGGUAUCAGUCACGUGUGGUGCAGUGCAUGCAGCCCCUGCAGAAUGGCACCAACCGCCCCGUACACACCAAAUACUGCACUGAGGAACGGCCAGAGGUCCGCAGAGCCUGCAACUACACAGUCUGCCCAGCACAGUGGAGGGCAGGAGCCUGGUCACAGUGCUCAGUGACCUGUGGAGAGGGCAUUCAGCAGAGACAGGUGGUCUGCAGAGCUCCGGACAACAGUCCCAGCCAGUGUGAGGGAGACAAACCCGAAACAGUCCAAGUCUGCAAACUGACCCCGUGUCCAGGGGAGCUGUCAUUUGCCACACCUACUGCCGCCUUACUGGAGAAUGGCACAGCGGUUGGAGAGGACAUAGGUGAAAACCCUGUCAAUAAAAUAUCCAAUGAGCCGUGUCUGGGAGACAAAUCUAUAUUCUGCCAGAUGGAAGUGUUAGCACGCUACUGCUCCAUUCCAGGCUACAAUAAGCUAUGCUGUGAGUCAUGCAACAAGAAAAUGAGUUUCUCCACUGUAACGCCAAGCCUAUACAUCUCUGCAUCUGACCUGCCUGAUUACAGCCUUUUGAGUCAGACCAGCCCAUCUCCUGCACCGGAAAGUUCCACCCGGCCAACUACGCCAAUUCCAUCCCAUACCACCAAAGCUAGUGUCAGGAAACCUCGUUCGACUGUGCAGGGGCUUACAGCGGCUGCCAUAAGCUCUAAGCCCGCUACGAUCUCCACUCUGGAGGAGACUAACCCCAAGGCCACCUCAGCGGGUGACCCCUCCACCAGCAAAAUUGGAGUGUCGCGUUCUGGACCAUCCCUACCUCUGGGGACGAAUACUAGCUUACAUCAGCCUCUGCUGGACUCCAGUGGGGAGCUGACAAGUGUUCGUCCCCGUAACAGCACUUUAGGCUUGCCGUCCACGGCUAGGUCAAGAAGGGAUGCCUCAGGAGUAGAGAGGGACUCUAGACUCAGGACCUUGCCUGUGGUGACAUGA